Molecule: messenger RNA, 1551 nt
Organism: Daldinia childiae
Lineage: Eukaryota; Fungi; Ascomycota; Sordariomycetes; Xylariales; Hypoxylaceae
Product: Galactokinase
Exons: 2
Coding region: 1-1551 (516 amino acids)
Biological process (GO): carbohydrate phosphorylation; galactose metabolic process
Cellular component (GO): cytoplasm; cytosol
Molecular function (GO): ATP binding; galactokinase activity
Source: RefSeq, a predicted model, not a curated record
AUGUCGGGCCCUGUACCUACGGUCACUGCAUUGCAGGACAUAUACACUCAGCAGGCUCUAAAUGAUCAAACCGCGAGGUGGAACAAGUUGCUUGAUAAGUUCCAGGCCCUCUAUGGCACCCCCGCUCAAUUCGUCUCGCGAUCGCCUGGUCGCGUGAAUAUCAUCGGCGAGCAUAUUGACUACUCUCUUUACUCAGUAUUGCCCAUGGGAAUGACUCCCGAUGUCAUCCUCGCCGUAUCUACCGAUCUAGAGCCCUCACAAGAAGGCAGUUACAAGAUCAAGAUAGCUAAUGUCGACAAUGAGCAAUUCCCAACUCGCGAGUUCGAUGUAUCUUACUCCGAGGUCGAUAUCGACGCAACGAUACACGAAUGGACUAAUUACUUCAAGUCUGGCUUGAGGGGGGCGUUGCAAUUGCUGAGGAAGAAAUAUGGAGACGAUUUUAAGCCCAAGAGUAUGCAAGUGUUAAUGGACGGGACAGUGCCUGCUGGUGGUGGUCUGAGUUCCAGCGCUGCUUUUGUAAGCGCCAGCGCAUUGGCUGUUAUGAUUGCCAAUGGCGAACGCGAUGUCGACAAGAAAGCUCUGACCGAGGUUGCUAUUGUCAGUGAGCGGGCUGUGGGUGUAAAUUCUGGAGGAAUGGACCAGUCCGCUUCAGUAUUCUCCGAACGAGGAUCGGCUCUCUUGGUUUCCUUCACUCCGUCUCUUUCGGCGCGGCCAGUCUACUUUCCCAAAACGAACCCUGAACUGUGUUUUAUGGUCGCACAGUCAUUCGUUACUUCGAAUAAGCAGGAAACCGGCCCAAUUCACUACAACCUCAGGGUCGUUGAGUGCAGCAUGGCAGCAGCAUAUCUAAAUGCCAAGUUAUGUCCUAAGGGAACUGAACUUCCUAAAGAUGCUGGCCCACUAGGUGUAUCCAUACGCGGAUUCCACCAAAAUUACUUCAAGGAUACUACGAAGUCGAUGCCGGAACAACUUACCGAGUUGAUUGAACUCACCAAGUCCACACUUACUCAGGAGCAAGGAUACACCGUGGAAGAAGUUGCUUCGGGUAUUGGUAUCUCGGUUGAUGAUGUAAAAGCUCGCUUUAUGUCCAGCUUCCCCGUACGGGGCGAAUACUUCAAGCUCCGCCAGCGCGCUUUGCACGUAUUUACCGAGGCUCUGCGUGUUCUCCAGUUCCUAUCCCUUCUAGAAGAUCCAGCACAGGCCCCCGACUCUGAGCAUACAGUCGAAUACAAUGCUAAGCUCGGAAAAUUACUGAACGAAACCCAAGACUCGUGCCGAGAUGUUUAUGAGUGCAGUUGUCCCGAGAUAGACGAGUUGUGUAAGAUUGCGCGUGAGGCCGGGAGCUACGGUAGCCGGCUGACCGGUGCUGGCUGGGGUGGAUGUAGCGUUCAUUUGGUGCCUGCCAACAAGAUUGAUGAUAUCAAGAAGGCGUUGAUCGAUAAAUAUUACUCUAAGCGGAACUUGAGUGAAAAGGAUCUAGAGGGAGCAAUUGUUGUCAGUCGGCCGAUGAAUGGCAGUGCAGUCUUCAAACUGAAGGAAGGGAAGAUUUAA